This is a messenger RNA of Labeo rohita (rohu), 4983 nucleotides long. RefSeq names its product protein phosphatase, Mg2+/Mn2+ dependent, 1F (gene ppm1f). Lineage: Eukaryota; Metazoa; Chordata; Actinopteri; Cypriniformes; Cyprinidae. The record is from RefSeq and is a predicted model, not a curated record. Gene Ontology annotation, biological process: protein dephosphorylation; negative regulation of protein kinase activity. Gene Ontology annotation, molecular function: protein serine/threonine phosphatase activity; cation binding. Gene Ontology annotation, cellular component: cytosol. Bases 304 to 1572 code for a protein of 422 amino acids. The transcript has 8 exons.
GAUUGUCUUCAUCCCGUUCUGACAAGUCUAUUCCGCGCCUCAGACGUUCACCCUUAUCGCUUGCACAUCUCUGUGUGUGUACUUCCUGUCUGUCACAGCGACUUCCGCAAACGGAUUGGCUUUUGUUGUAUAGUGACUGAAAGGGCGUGCGUUCAUGCACGAGCACUUCAAACCGCACUCGUCAGGAAAAAAGGGAGUGUCGGCGCAUAAAGCAACGCCAACCAUCCGCAAAGUUUGCAUCCAAGAAUACUCUGGGCAUCCCUGACUUCCUACUUUGUUAGAGGCUGCACGUCCACAUUCAGAAUGAGUUGCAUGGAGCAAGACGACGCUGGGAAGUUUCUUGAGAGGUUUCUGGAGGAGUUUCCAAACCCGCUUGGCACAGAGGACCCGCUUCCUGUCAGCCCAGUUAGUCGCAAAGUCACUAUGCAGGAGGUGAAGGGAGAGAGUCUGGAUCUUGGCCUCCGGCUGCUCUCAGCAAGAAAUGCCCCAUCUUGGCUGGGUGCAGCAAUGUGCAAUGCUGCUGUGACUGAACUGCUUAAAGAUGACCUUUCACCUCACUACUUCCCCCAAGAUCCUGAACAGCAACCAGAAGUUGAACAAGAAGUUGUUAUGUUGCAGUCUGAGCCAUUGCAGCGCCUCUUUAUUAAUAAAUUGAGAGAGGUGUGUUUGGCCUGGCAGAAACAGCUGCCCAGUCCCGGGUCGUCCUCAUUACAGACACACAGCUGCUCCGUUCACGCCAUUCGAAACACUCGCAGGAAGAUGGAGGAUCGUCACCUAAUCCUGAAAGAGUUUAACCAGCUUCUAGGACUGCAGGAUGGUGUGGAUCGAGAGUAUUACGCUGUGUUUGAUGGACAUGGAGGGGUGGACGCUGCCACAUACGCUGCCACUCACCUGCAUAUUGUACUGAGCCAGCAGGAGGCGCUAAAAAGCGAUGCGGCCACAGCCUUCAAAAGCACCUUCACACAAACAGAUGACAUGUUCAAGAUCAAAGCCAAGAGAGAGCGUCUGCGCAGCGGCAGCACUGGUGUGGCGGUCUUACUGACCUCUGACCGCCUGACCGUCUCCUGGCUGGGCGACUCUCAGGCUAUGCUGGUUCGACAGGGAGAACCAGUGACCCUAAUGGACCCACACAAACCUGAGAGAGAGGAUGAGAAGAAAAGAAUUGAGGAUCUGGGUGGAUGCAUUGCUUUCAUGGGUUGCUGGCGGGUAAAUGGUACCUACGCUGUUUCCAGAGCAAUAGGUGACUUUGAUCAGAAGCCGUACGUCUCUAACGAAGCUGACUGCUCCUCAAUCCAGCUGAACGGGCAUGAAGAUUACAUUCUGCUCGCUUGCGACGGCUUCUUUGACGUGGUUCGGCCUGGGGACGUCCCGGAGCUGGUCCUGGAGGCUCUGAGGGAGACCGGAGGCUCGGGGGACGACGUGGCCCAGACCCUGGUGGCCCAUGCUAAAGCUGCUGGAUCCAGUGACAACAUCACAGUUCUUCUGGUGUUCCUCAAGGAUCCGCAGCGACUUUUGACCCACGAGACGAGUUCCAGAGCAGAGCCAGAAGGAGCUACGGCUGCAGGGAUCUGAAAUAGGUUAAUAGCAAUAAAUUAUCCAAAUCAGAGGACCAAGAGCAUCUGAUGGUCUUUUAACCAUCUUGGAAUGCUUUUUAAAGAGUUGUGAAUUUGAGGAAAAAUACGUGAUUGUUGAGGUCAUCUAAAACAAGUCCAGUCAUGCAUUCAGAAGAAAGCACUGAACGCCAGAGAAAGGCGUUUCCUUGUUUUUUUGUUUUAAAGAAUGUCUGAUCCCGGGUCAUUUAUUAACUCUCUUUGUUGCUACGUUUGAACUUGCCUUCAUUUUUAAACAUGUUUCCAUCUUUUAACUAUUUGCCUUGUUUUUACCAGCUUAUAUUUACUGGUGCUUAAAGGGAACGUUCACCUAAAAAUAAAAAUUCUGUUAUGAAUUACUCACUCUCAUGUAAUUCGAAACCAGUAUUACUUUCGUUUUAUCCUUCUGUAGGACUUAAAAGAAGAUAUUUUGUUGGUGUAGGAGAAUGUUGGUAACUAAAAACAGUUUUGGUUUCCUGUUAAAAUGGAAGUCACUGGGAACCAAAACGGUUUAUUUAACAACAUACUUCAAAACGAAAGUCCCACAGGUUUGGAACAACAUAAUAAUAAUUCAUGACAGAAUUUUACAUUUUUGGAUGGACUAUCUCUAUAAUAUCUCAUAAAGAAUGUAAUACCGUAAAACAAAAGUGAUAAUUUCUCUAAGCAUACUUUGUUGGUUGCUCCCUAUUUGAUACGACUGUUACAAGGGAGAGAAAACCAACGUGAAUAGUCUUAACAAAUACAGUAUUGCGUUGCAUUUCGGACCAUGCCGGCUUCAAAAAUGAAAUAACCAACCGUAAGGCCUUCAGUGCUGUCAGCAGAUGUACUAAUCCAGUGUUGUAGGUGGUUAGUAUUUUUAAGACUGUUAUUUAUUUGACAAAAAAUAUUUAUGGCUGUACUGUACUGUGUAAACACGCUCUUUCAUGUGCCAAAACUGUAUUUACGAGUCUGACUUUGCCAAGAUCGUUUGUCUGUUGCUGCAGCUUUUCACAAAGCAGUUUUUCGAAAUGUAGAGUAGACCAUUAUUUAUGCGUAUCACUUCAUAUUCGUUCUGUUACAGUGCCUUUCACCCUCAAAUAUCAGUGUUAAUACUGGCGUGUGCGUGUUGGUGUUAUGUUAUCAUAGCCGGACUUUGCAAACCGCACGUCCUGCAUGAUGCAAGUCGUCUCGUGUUACGGCCGCUCAAUAUUUUGAAAGCCUCGUGACAAGUAGCUGAUAUAGUAGCACAGUCACUAUAAUGUGAUAAGGCCAAGAAUAUCGCUAACCUAAUGGAUACCGAACGAGGAAGGUGAAGACAGAGCGAUGAGAUGUUGAUUUGGUGUUUGUAUGAGGAAAACAUCUCAUUUGGUUUAGUCCAAUGCAUUCUAUAUUUGAAUAAAAGAGUGCAAAUGUUUAUCUUGUAAUGUAUGUAAUUAAGUAUAUUUAUAGUUUUCCACAAUGUACAGUGGCAUCUUAAAGUCUGAGUUCACAUUUGAACAUCUGGGAUUUAAAAUAUACACAGUAUUGUUGUUUGGUUUAGGAAAACUUUAUAUAAUUGUGACCCUGGAGCACAAAACUAGUCAUAAAGGCAAAUUUUUGAAAUUGACAUUUAUAUGUCAUCUAAAGGCUGAAUAAAUAAGCUUAGGAUAGGACAAUAUUUGGCCGAGAUACAACCGUUUGGAAUCUGGAAUCUGAGGGUGCAAACAAAAUCAAAACAUUGAGAAAAUCACCUUUAAAGUUGUCCAAAUAAAGUACUUAGCAAUGCAAUUUACUAAUCAGACAUUUUAUCAAGUUUUGAUAUAUUUACGGUAGGAAGUUUGGGAAGGCAUUAAAGAAAAAUGUAUAAUUUUGACUAAUACAAUAUAUUUUUGGCCACUGCUUCAAAUAUACCUGUGCUACUUAAGACUGGUUUUGUGGUCCAGGGUCACAAUUGUCUUCUAUUUUAAUGUAUUUUAAAAUGUCAUUUAUUUCUGUGAUGCGAAGCUGGGUUGUCAGCAUCAUUACUGAUUCAUUACUCAUUUUCAGUGUCACAUGAUCCUUCAGAAAUUAUUCUAAUAUGCUGAUUUGAUGUUCAAGAAAUAUCAACGUUGACUUCAGAUGUGCUGCUUAAUAUUUUUUGAAAACCAUGAUUUUGUAAUGAACAGCAUUCGUUAGAAUUUUUUGUAACAUUGUAAAAGUCGCUUUUGAUCUAUUUUGCAUUGCAGAAUACAAAUAAUAAUUUAUUAAAAAUUAAAUAUAAAUAAAUUUAAAAUAAAUUAAAAUCUUACUGACUCCCAAUUUUAAUUUAAUUUAAUUUUUUAAAAUUAGAAAUAUAAAAUUCUACUGAUGUAGAAGCAUUUUCACUGGUGGUCUCAGACUUUUGGAUCCCACUGUACAUUGCAAACAUGGUGUUAUUUCCCCUAAAUUAACAAACAUAAGAAUUGCUCAUCCAUUUUAGAAAAGGGGUGGUAAUUAUGCAUUAUGUAAUUGUUUUGUGUUUUUUUCCUGUUUCUAUCUGUUUUGUAAUUACCAAUGACUGUAAAAGCUAAAAACCUAUGCACAUCAUCAGCGAUGAUCUCAUGUAGUUCAUUAGAAAAUGGGAUGUGCCAGUGAUGGGAAUUUUGUGACAUCACCGUUGUGAAUUAUAGUUUUUCCCCAUUUUAAAUGCGCAAUGCCUUAUUUUUGCUCACAAUGCAAAUGCAUUCAUCAUUUACUCACCACCACCUUGUUUUUGAAAAAAAAAAAAAACUAUGAAUUUCUUCUGUGAAAAACAAAAGAAAACUGUUUUUUGGACCCCAUUAACUUUUUUAUGGACAAAAACAGAUAUUGUAAAACAGAUUUUUGGGUGAACUAUUCCUUUACGUUCACACUAGUGCCAAAUGACAUUGUUCAUUCAAAAUAGUGUUUUGCUCUUGUGUCUUCUAAUGCAUUUAUUGUGCUAAGUAUUAAAAGUUGGAUUUUUAAAGAGUUCAAGCACUGAACUGUAUCUGAGUUUUUGGUAGAGAUGAAAGAUCAUGAACGUAUGAGUCAGUAGAUUUUAUGCUGGUGUGAAUUUUUAUACACGUUUCAGCUGCAUUUUUUUCACAGGACGUUUUGUAAUUGUUGUUUUUUGUACUAAAAAGCGAACAUAAAUCAUGGGAACACAUGGGUGUAACAGCUCUCAACAGUACAUGAUAAAGUGCCUUAUCUUUAUGUACUUUUCAGAAUCAUCUUUGUACAGGCAACUUAACUGAUAAACCUGAGCUGACUCUUUUCAGACCUAAUUUUGCAUAUCAUUGACCUCUACUGCUGAUGUUGUGUGCAAGUUUUAUACUGGAUCAAAUAAUUCAAAUUCCACACUGAGUGAACAGUACUACAGUGAAUCUUGUACCUAAAUGUUCUCGCAUGUUGUAAUGUUUAUGUCUGACAACAUCUGAUAAACACAAAAUGAAUGUGA